UGUCCUGAUAAUUAGUUGACAUGCAAAGAAAUCAAGAGACUCCAGGGCAGUCAGGGUCCAAACAAGAGACCAGAGGAAUUAUUGAGAUCAAGCUGGUGGUAAUAGGAGAUGGAAGCUGUGGGAAAACAUCCAUGCUCAUGGUCUUUGCAAAAGGAGAAUUCCCUAAGGUUUAUAACCCAACAGUUUUUGAGAAAUACUUUGCUCCCUUUUGCAUCAGUGACAAGCAAGUCCAUAUCAGUCUUUGGGACACAGCAGGACAGGAAGAUUAUGACAGACUCCGCCCUCUCUCCUAUGAUGGAGCCAAUGCAAUUAUCAUAUGCUAUGAUGUCACCAAUCCCAUCAGCUUCAACAACAUCCUCACAAAGUGGUACCCUGAAGCAAACCAUUUCUGCAAAGGGAUUCCAAUUUUGCUUGUUGGUUGCAAAACUGACCUAAGGAAAGACAAAGUUCUACUAAGGAAAUUACAUCAAAAUCAACUGGAACCCAUCACCUACCAGAAGGGAGAGGCCUUGGCUCAGAAACUCCAUGCAGUUGCAUAUUUUGAGUGUUCAGCCCUCUAUCAUGAAAAUAUUACUGACAUAUUCACAGAGGCUUCAAAAGCAGCUUUGAGUAGGAUGAAGAAAGAACAGCGGAGGCAAAGACUCAAAAGGACCUGUCUCCUUACCUAA
Messenger RNA from Notechis scutatus (mainland tiger snake), 668 nucleotides. It is a transcript of the gene RHOD, whose product is annotated as ras homolog family member D. Gene Ontology annotation, biological process: small GTPase-mediated signal transduction. The record is from RefSeq and is a predicted model, not a curated record. NCBI's taxonomy places the organism in Eukaryota, Metazoa, Chordata, Lepidosauria, Squamata, Elapidae. Gene Ontology annotation, molecular function: GTPase activity; GTP binding.